Diceros bicornis minor is the source of this 2967-nucleotide messenger RNA. RefSeq names its product LBH regulator of WNT signaling pathway (gene LBH). Gene Ontology annotation, biological process: positive regulation of DNA-templated transcription. The record is from RefSeq and is a predicted model, not a curated record. The coding region runs from base 214 to 531 and encodes 105 amino acids. Lineage: Eukaryota; Metazoa; Chordata; Mammalia; Perissodactyla; Rhinocerotidae. Gene Ontology annotation, cellular component: nucleus. The transcript has 3 exons.
GAGCUCGGUGGAGAACGGAGAGCUCCGUCUUCUCUGUCGACGCAGCUGGCAGUGGGUCUGUCUCCGGAAGGCGGACCGGCGAACGCCCAGUGCCCGCACUCGGCCGCCUGCUUCCCUGCCUGCCGCUCCUGUCUGCGCCCGUGACAUCCUUGCUCGGGACGCAGUGACCGUUUUUAAAUCACAAGGGCGUGGGUCAGCCUCCCCUAGGACUUCAUGUCUGUAUAUUUCCCCAUUCACUGCCCUGACUAUCUGAGAUCAGCCGAGAUGACUGAGGUGAUGAUGAACACCCCAUCCAUGGAGGAGAUUGGCCUCAACCCCCGGAAGGAUGGCCUUUCCUAUCAGAUCUUUCCUGACCCGUCAGACUUCGACCGCUGCUGCAAACUGAAGGACCGCCUGCCCUCCAUUGUGGUGGAACCCACAGAGGGGGAGGUGGAGAGUGGGGAGCUCCGGUGGCCCCCCGAGGAAUUCUUGGUCCAGGAGGAUGAGCAGGACAACUGUGAAGAGACGGCGAAAGAAAGCAAGGAGCAGUAGAGUCCCCGCCAGCUCCCAUGGGGUCAUGCCAGACAGCAUCUCUACCUGAACUGUUCUUUCCCAGUAUGAUGGAAGGAGAGAGGGAGCCACCACAAUUCUGAAAAUGUCCAACGAUGGCUUCCGUUUGCACUUGCAAAUCACUGAGUUGGUUUUCUUUUCUUUUCUUUUCUCUUUUUGAAAUGUGUCGGGCAGUGGAGCCCUCUGCGACAAUUUGCAAGGCCUUCUGAGAAAGGAAGCUGCUUCGAGCAGGGGUGGGGGGUGUGGGGAAGUGGGUGCAUCUGUGAGAUCAUUAUCUGAACUCGAGCAGGCUAGAGGUCGUGGUGGGAUUCCAGUGGGCUCUGGGGGGCGGGGGGAUGGGAGAUGUGCAAAGUGAGCAAAGAACAUUUGGGGUAAGAAAACAAUCAUGAGACAAAAGAGAAAACACACAUUUUAAAGAAGACUUUGAGCAGAGAAGUGCAGCCAGGAAGUACCCAGCGAGCAUUCUUUCUGGCUGCUGGGGCAUCAGAACACAAAGUCCUCAUCUCUCUCCAGUUUCGCCCACUGCUGCCUUUGCUUUUAUUCCAGGUGUGUUGGUCUGUAACAGGGAGGCAGGUAAAGGAGAGCCAGGGAAACUGGCUGCCUGCAAAGCCAGCUGGAGGUGAUGCACAGGGAAAGAAAAAGGUGUCCCUGUUCCUUCUCCGCCGACCCUGUGCUCCUGCUGUGGCAGGUUCAUAGACCUGCGGUAACCUAGAGGGUUUUAGGAGCCAUCGCUUUUGAGCUUCUCUCCCCUGGUGUAUCUUUUUUGCACCCCCCCCCCCCGCCCUUUGGGAGUAGUGAGAGCACUUCCCACCCUUGUUGGAGCCUGAAGUGGAUGCUUGGACAUGAAGGUCCCUCCCUAGCUUCUCCUCCCCAGACUGGCCCCAGUCUGAGUGGAGGCGUAGAGCAGGCGGGCUCUCCCAGGCUGCUCGCCCCUUCUCCUGCCACUGCCCUGCCCAGCCUCUGGCCACAGCAGUCAGGCAGGGGUGGUUCCCAGCAUGCUGUGCAUUCCAGCCGGCCUGACCACCAUUCCCCUGGGGGCGCUUGGCCCUUUUUUCUGGUGGGAGCUGAGGGGACAGCAGAGGAGACUUUUCCUGCUUUUUGUUGGGGAGGUGAGCCUAGUGCAGGUCCUGAGAGCUGGCAGAGCCUGGGAAUUUUGGAUGGGGGUGACCAAGGCUCUCAUGUAGCAGCCUACAGAUUGAGUUUGAAACUAAAGGGUGUCGUGAGAUCCCUGGCUUCUCCCCGUGUUGUUCCCGGAUGCAGGUGGGAGGGCGGUAUAGUGAGGGAGCACUGAACAGUGGUCCUCAUCCCUCCCCACCUCCCACCUGCCCCCUGCAAGGGCAGUUGCACGAGAAAGCUAGCCUUGGACUUAGAGCUUCUUAUCGUAGUUAAGAACCAUCUGGAGCAGCAGGUUGCAGGACAAGCUCUUCAAACUGUCUCCAUCUCAGAGCAGGACUGUGUGGCUAAGAGGUGGGCUCGAGAGCCUCCCUGAGGCCAAACUCAGUCGACUGAGGCACCCACCGCAUCCCCUCAGGUGUCCAGUCAGUCCAGGCUGACCCCGGUUUUGGAUUUGCGUGUAGAGCUGUAUGUAAUACCUCAAGGUUAGUGUGGCUCUGGGGAAUGUUGGGGCAGGAAGACAAAAGCCGAGGGUGUGCUGUUGCUGGCCAGCAGGAUUUGGUUCUGGGGAGCCGACGCUUACCCCAGCACCCUGCUCCCUCCCUCUGUGUUGUCUGCUUGUGUUACACACUGAUGGCAAUAACUUGUUCCAGCUCCUUGCGGAAGAGGGAGAGGCCUUGUACUGCGGGGUCUCUCUCGUCUCCCUUUCCUUCCGUCUUGGCUGCAGUCUCCUCACUCUGUUCCCCCGCAGCAGCAUUCUCAGCCUGCCGCCCUUUGUGGAUGGGGUCUUGCCUUUUAAAAUCCCGUGUUUCCGUGUCUCCCUCUCAUCUGCUCCUCCCUAUCAUCGGUCCUGGUCUUGCCAUGUGAUGGGAACGUGCUUGUAAACUGCAUAACAAAUCUACUUUGUGUAUAUGUGUGUUUAUGGAGGUGGUUUAUUAUUUUUGCUGGUCACUAGACCCCUUUGUAUGACCAUUUGGAGUCUGAGCAGGCCAGAGGCUGACAGCUGAAGUCAGGACCCACAGCGGUGAGUCUGUUGGGGGGACCCAGCCACUCUUGGAUAAGUGGCUGCUGAGCUCCUGUCUGGCCUCCUCUUUUUUUUUUUUUAAGUACCGUGUGUAUUUCUAACUGAUCGUAUUGAAAAAAAAAAACCCUAGUAUUUCAGUAAAAAUGCCUGUUGUAAGAUGAACCUCCUGUAACUUCUAUCUGUUCUUUUUUGAGGCUCAGGGAGAAACUAGCAUUUUUUUUUUUUCCAAACUACUUUUUGUCACUGUGACAGUUGUAAAUAAAGUUUGAAAAUGCUUUCCA